GGCGAGUUUUCGUUACAUCACAAAAUGUUCUGCUGUAUGAAAUUGGAGCCGUUUGAAAAUAAAGAGGAGGGCCAAGGGAAUGAGGAAGACGCAACUCAAGAAGUGGUGUUGCUUGUGUACAACUGGCAGAGCAUGUGAGCGCUUAGAGGCAGUCAUGUCAGGCGGUGUGUCUUUCAUUUUCAGCUCUGCUUGUGCCGUCGCCUUCAAAAGUUCAAAGGUUGCUGUAGUUCAGUGAAUGGUUAACAGGGCUGAAAACUCUCAGAUGGAGCAAACCUCUGUCCCCCCAAUAUACAAUGUCACCAUUUGCGGUGGAACCCACGGGAAUGAGUUGACCGGGGUGUACAUUGUGAGGGAAAUGCAGAAACAGAAGAUGGAGAAAGCGGGAUCUGUUUCUAUCACCACUGUUGAGACCAAUCCAAGAGCCGUGGCUGCUGGCAAACGAUACACGGAGAUGGAUCUGAACCGCUGCUUCACAGAUGUCUUGCUGAGUUCCCCCAUAACUGAGUCAACGCCGUAUGAGGUGAGGCGAGCACAGGAACUGAACGCUCAGCUGGGGCCCAAAGGAAGCGCAAAGGCUGUUGACCUGCUCAUUGAUCUACACAACACCACUUCCAACAUGGGCCUGUGCUUCAUCUUCUACUCCUUAGACUGGAUCACUCUUCACAUUUACAAAUACAUAGAGAAAAACUUGAGCUCUGUGCCUGUGAGAGCGAUCAAGCUGGACAUUCCCAGCUCCGAACGUUAUUCCCUGGAGUCAGUGGGCAAACAUGGCUUUGCGAUAGAAGUUGGCCCACAACCUAACGGUGUGCUCAGAGCUGAUAUCUUCAACGUGGUGAAAGAAGCAUUGGAUCUCACAUUACAGUGGCUUGAGAAAUUUAGUUCUGGGCACAGUUUCGAAGGCGGCACAGUGGAAGCAUACACUUUUGUUAAAAGUGUUGACUACCCAAGAGACUCGGCUGGCAAAGCUACUGCUGUCAUCCACCAAGACCUCCAGGAUAAUGACUUUAAGCUUCUGCGGUCAGGGGAUCCCAUCUUCCAGACAUUUUCUGGGAAUAUUUUGAAAUAUGAGGGAGAAGACCUCUACCCUUUCUUCGUGAAUGAAUGCGCCUACUACGAGAAGAAGAUUGCUUUCCAUUUAGCUCAGAGAAAAACAUACAACUUUCCGCACAUAAGCGUGAAAAAAGAUUGAGGAAAGACAAAGGUAACAUGAGUGCUUCAAUCACGUGAAGAAAAAAACACAAUGGAAUGAAAUAAGGAAGUCAGGAAUUUUGAGUCUAUCUGUAACACCUGUUUGCAGGUAAAGUGCCUUGCAAAAAUAAAAUAGAUUUUAUCUUAA
This is a messenger RNA of Poeciliopsis prolifica (blackstripe livebearer), 1336 nucleotides long. RefSeq names its product N-acyl-aromatic-L-amino acid amidohydrolase (carboxylate-forming) B-like. The coding region runs from base 236 to 1189 and encodes 317 amino acids. Gene Ontology annotation, molecular function: hydrolase activity, acting on ester bonds; aminoacylase activity. The transcript is spliced from 7 exons. Lineage: Eukaryota; Metazoa; Chordata; Actinopteri; Cyprinodontiformes; Poeciliidae. The record is from RefSeq and is a predicted model, not a curated record.